AUGGUGUCUAAUACUUUGCCGGAACAUGAAUCCAAUACCAGUCUACAUGAUAUGGAGAAAAAGCAAUUGGCUGAUCAGUUAGGUGAUAUUCAUUACAAGAUUCUCCCCAUUAAAAAACUUUUAAUUUGUUUAUUUUCAUUAUCUUUAGCAUUAUUUUUAUCUUUUGUUGAUCAGACUAGUGUAACAAUAGCAUUAGCCACUAUAGGCAAAGAUUUGAAUGCAGAAACAACAAUCAAUUGGGCUCCCACGGCAUCAUUAUUGGCAAAUUGUAUAUGUCAAGUAUUAUUUGGAAGAUUAUCUGAUAUUUUCGGCAGGAAAGUCAUGUUAAUAACUUGUUUAAUUUGUUUAUCAUUAGGAGAAUUAAUUUGCAGCUUUGCUAAAAGUGGAGUUGAAUUCUUUGUCUUUAGAGCAUUAACUGGAUUAAGUUGUGGUGGUAUCCAAAGUCUUUGUAUGGUGAUACUAAGUGAUGUUGUCACUUUGAAACAAAGAGGUAAAUACCAAGGGAUAUUGGGUGCUAGUGUAGGGUUAGGAAAUUCCAUUGGGCCAUUUAUGAUGGCAGCAUUUAUUGAACAUAACACAUGGAGAAAUUUCUAUCGUAUGAUGUGUCCCAUAAAUAUUCUUGCAUUUGUUAUUAUUGCAAUUUUCAUUGAUACAAAGCAACAAACCAAGCAAUUGAAUCAAUUGUUAAGUAAAUCAGAACAAUUUAAAAAAUUGGAUUAUUUGGGGAUGUUAAUUGGUUGCUCUGGUUUGACUUUAUUGUUGGUAUCUAUUAGUAGUGGUGGAUCAACUUAUAAUUGGAAUAGUGCCCCUGUUAUUUCUAUGUUUGUCAUUGGGGGUAUCCUUUUGAUUACAUUUUUAUUUGUUGAAUGGAAAGUUCCUGAAUUGCCCAUGAUACCACUUAACCUAUUUUCUAGAUUUUCGUUGGGGUUGAUUUUGGGUUCAAACUUUUUCUUUGGAAUGGCAUACUAUGGAUUUACAUUUUAUAUUGCCUAUUAUUAUCAAAUCGUUCUUGGAUUAGAUUCUAUUCAUUCAGCGAUUUUGAUGUUGCCCUUAGUGAUUCCUCAAUCAGUUGUUUCGGCGAUAGCAGGACAAAUAAUAAGUUAUACUGGACAUUACAUCUACGUUAUUAUAUUUGGAUAUUCACUUUGGACUUUAUCGUGUGGAUUGACGUUAUUAUUUGAUUCAAACACUAAUUAUGGUGUUAUUACCGUGGUGUUACUAUUAAUGGGAACUGGAGUAGCAUGUACUUUCCAACCAACAAUGGUGGCUGCACAAAGCCAAGCAAAAAAAUCAGAAAGAGCAGUUGUAAUAAGUUGUCGAAAUGUCAUUAGAUCUUUGGGUGGUGCUGUUGGUUUAGCGGUGGCUUCAUUAAUUAUUACCAAUAGUUUGUUGAAGGAAAUUACCAAACAAGAAAACCGCCAAGACAUAUCUUCAACUUCGUCGGUGCCAACAGGGUAUUUAAUGUAUUUGAAAACUCAUGUUUAUUCCAAAGUCGAUACAACUCAAUUGACGGCCGAUCAAGUAUUGAUUGUCAGGCAAAUGUACAUGCAAGCCAUUCGUAAUUUCUUUUAUUUGACAAUACCCUUGUUGGCAUUGUGUUUGAUUAGCAGCUUAUUUGUCAAAGAUAAAGGACUCCAGUGUAUAGAUGAAGAACCUGAAAAAGAGGAAAAGGAGUUGCAAUAA
Molecule: messenger RNA, 1683 nt
Organism: Candida albicans SC5314
Lineage: Eukaryota; Fungi; Ascomycota; Pichiomycetes; Serinales; Debaryomycetaceae
Exons: 1
Coding region: 1-1683 (560 amino acids)
Biological process (GO): transmembrane transport
Molecular function (GO): transmembrane transporter activity
Source: RefSeq, a predicted model, not a curated record